AUGAGUAAACGAUUUUCCAUCUUCUACUCUCUUUUACUUCUCUUCUUUGGAUCAACGGCUCUGCUUCCUCUGGUCACCGGUGACCUCGCCGGCGACAGACAAGCCCUUCUCGACUUCCUCAACAACAUAACUCACACGCGGUCUCUAGCUUGGAACGCAAGCAGCCCUGUAUGCGCCACGUGGCCAGGCGUCACGUGCGAUAAAGACGGCACACGUGUCACCGCCCUUCACUUGCCCGGAGCAAGUCUUCUUGGAGUAAUCCCUUCGGGAACUAUCGGCCGUCUAUCGGAGCUUCAGAUCCUCAGUCUCCGAUCCAACGGCUUACAAGGUCCGUUCCCAAUUGAUUUCUUGCAGCUCAAGAAACUCAAAGCGAUUAGUCUCAGCAACAACAGAUUCUCCGGUCCACUACCGUCCGAUUACGCCACGUGGACGAAUCUCGCCGUUCUUGAUCUGUUCGGUAACCGGUUUAACGGUAGUAUUCCAGCGGGAUUUGCUAAUCUGACCGGACUAGUCUCGCUUAACUUGGCUCAGAACUCGUUUUCCGGUGAGAUUCCGGAUCUUAAUCUCUCCGGUCUACGCAGACUUAACUUUUCCAACAACAAGCUCACCGGAUUAAUCCCAAAGUCUCUGGAAAGAUUCGGGAACUCGGCUUUUUCCGGCAACAACUUAAUUUACGAAAAUGUCCCUCCUCCGAUGGCUUCACCGGAAGAGAAACCAAAGGAGAAACGUGGGAUCUAUCUUUCAGAGCCCGCGGUUCUCGGGAUAGCGAUUGGGGGUUGCUUCGUGAUAUUUUUCCUAAUCGCGGUUCUGAUAAUCAUUUGCUAUGUGAAGAGGAAGAGGAGGCAAGCAACAGAAACAGAGACAAAACCAGAGAAGUUGAAGCCGGCAAAGGCAAAUCCACAGAAGCUACCAAGUGUGAAGGAAGUUUCUAAAUUAGGAAAAGAGAAGAAUAUAGAAGACAUGGAAGACAAGAGCGAAAUUAACAGAGUAAUAUUCUUUGAAGGAAGCAAUCUUGCUUUUAACUUGGAAGACUUGUUGAAAGCUUCUGCUGAAUUUCUUGGGAAGGGAAGUUUCGGGAUGACGUAUAAAGCGAUUCUAGAAGAUUCCAAAGUCGUCGCGGUUAAGCGAGUGAAGGAUGUCGUGGUGUCGCGGAAGGAUUUCAAACAUCAAAUGGAGAUCGUUGGAAACAUUAGGCACGAGAACGUUGCCCCUUUAAGGGCUUACGUGUGUUCCAAGGAAGAGAAGCUUAUGGUCUAUGAUUACUACCCUACCGGAAGUCUCUAUACUCUUCUUCACGGCAAGAACGGCAGCGACGAGGGGCACGACCCGUUGAACUGGGAAACGAGAUUGAGAUUCAUGAUCGGAGUAGCAAAAGGAUUAGCUCACAUACACACACAACAUAAGCUCGCACAUGGCAACAUCAAAUCAUCUAAUGUCUUCUUGAAUUCCCAAGGAUAUGGAUGUAUAUCGGAAACCGGUUUAGCUGUGUUAACCAACCCGGUAACUAACCAGAUUAUGAGGAGAGAUCCAUCAGCUAGACCGGUACUUCAUUACCGUGCCCCAGAAGCAACCGAUACGAGGAGAUUGACGCCGGAAUCAGACGUAUACGGUUUCGGAAUCUUGUUGCUAGAGACUCUGACUGGAAAAUCGAGUAUGGAUAAUGAAAAGGAAGCGGAUAGUUUGGUUUCAUGGGUGAAUUUUGUUGUGAAACACGAAUGGACAGGUGAAGUGUUUGAUUUGGAGCUUAUCAAGACUCCUAACGUUGAAGCAAAGUUGCUUCAGAUGUUGAACUUAGGGCUCGAUUGUGCGGAAAGGGCUCCAGCAAAGAGACUGGAGAUGGUGAAAGUGGCUGAGACUUUGGAAAAGAUUGAGAGUGACUAG
Arabis nemorensis is the source of this 1881-nucleotide messenger RNA. NCBI's taxonomy places the organism in Eukaryota, Viridiplantae, Streptophyta, Magnoliopsida, Brassicales, Brassicaceae. The record is from the annotation of a GenBank genome assembly.